Dimorphilus gyrociliatus is the source of this 763-nucleotide messenger RNA. NCBI's taxonomy places the organism in Eukaryota, Metazoa, Annelida, Polychaeta, Dinophilidae. The record is from the annotation of a GenBank genome assembly.
AAUGGACGUACAAAGUCAACUACGUAUGAAAAGGAACAAAAAAUAUUCUAAGUUUGAUGCCGCCUCGAGAUGCUCCGAAAACGACUACAAAUAUUUUGAUAAAUCAACAAGAACAUGCGUAUAUUGCUUAAGAUGUCCUGUUGGUUUCAACGAUAAGGUUUGUCCUGGGACAAGCUAUAAUUGCUUUGAACUUCGAAGAAGUAAAGGAGGAUUUACGCCAAAUUGCACUCUCUUGUAUGGUAUGGAUUGCAAUGGUGUUGCUUUUAUUGGAAGCAAAUGCAAUCAAACGUGUCGAAACGGAACUGUAAAUGAGUAUACCUGCAAGGAUAGUGAUGUAAGGAAUGGUAAACCUGUAUGGAUUCCCUCAGGAAAUGUAGUACCAUGUAACUCUUCAGAAGUAGUGUCAGAGGAAGUAAUCAGCAACGGUGGUGCAACCAACUUAAUAGGAUACAGUUUUUUACUUAUAGCCUUUUUAGGGUUGUUAAUUCUGUUCACCAUCUGGAUCGUUAAAAAGAUAUAUAGAAGAAAUAAAGAACAUGAUCCAGGUGAAAUACAGCUACAACCUAUGAUGGAAAGACCGGAAGCUCAGGAACAACUGGAAGCUCAGGAACGUCCGGAGUCUCAGGAACAUCAGGGAGCCCAUAAAAUGAGUGUCAUAGUUAAUACUGCAUCAAUGCAACGUCAUAAUAAUCAGAAUGAUACAUUUUCAGAAAAUGAUGAGAAUUUAGAAAGGCAAAAUAUAGAAUUUGAUUAUUAUAAUUGA